CAUUCCCCAUUCAAUUGGUAGCCUCCCAAGUUUAAGAAUUCUCCUCUUGAGGGCAAAUCAUUUACAAGGAAGGAUUCCAAUUCAAUUAUGCCUUUUGCAGACCUUAAACAUGUUAGAUCUUUCCUACAAUAAAUUUUCAGGUCCAAUACCUCAUUGCUUGAGUAACAUUACAUUGAAGGCAUCUUUUCAAGAAGAUGAUUUACGAGGUCUCUCAUCAGGAUUGGGUUCUACUAAUAGCUUUCUUCCUUCAUUGCCAUACUUUGAAACAAAGUAUACAACCCCACCAGAUGAGGAAUUUCCCAGAAUUCAUUGGGGCGCUUCUCUGAAUGUGAAACCAGAAGCAGAGUUCACAACAAAGAGAAUAACUUACUCCUAUAAGGGUGACAUCCUUCAAUAUAUGUUUGGAAUUGACCUCUCAUGCAACAGAUUAGUUGGUGAAAUCCCGCCCGAGCUUGGAAGUAUGAGCAACAUUCGUGCAUUGAACUUGUCACACAACAGUCUAUCCGGACCAAUACCUGUAACAUUCUCAAAUUUAAAACAGAUAGAAAGUCUGGAUCUUUCCUACAACAAUUUGAAUGGCAAAAUUCCACUUCAGUUGACAGAAAUGACCUCUCUAGCAGUCUUUAGUGUGGCACACAACAACUUAUCAGGCACAACACCGGAUAGAAAAAAUCAAUUUGGAACAUUUGAUGAAAGCAGUUACGAUGGGAACAUUUUCCUGUGUGGACCUCCAUUACAAAAUAAUUGCACCAAAAUGAGACCACCAUCUACAAUGCCAGUGGAUAAUGAAGGGGAAGAAGGUGAUAUUUUCAUGGACAUGGGUGUCUUCUACAUAAGCUUUGUGGGGGCUUACAUAACAGUCCUAUUGGGAAUUGUUGCAGUUCUUUUCAUAAAUCCAUACUGGCGUAGGGCGUGGUUUAACCUUAUUGAAGUGUGUAUUGACACUUGCUACUGUUUUGUUGUGGUUCAUUACCAUAAGUUGUUCAAUUACAGGAGUGCAUAGCCUUGCAUUGCUACUGUUUUGUUGUGGUUCAUUACCAUAAGUUGUUUGAUUUCAGGCUUGCAUAGCCU
Messenger RNA from Quercus lobata, 1071 nucleotides. RefSeq names its product receptor-like protein 13. The record is from RefSeq and is a predicted model, not a curated record. The transcript has a single exon. Lineage: Eukaryota; Viridiplantae; Streptophyta; Magnoliopsida; Fagales; Fagaceae. Gene Ontology annotation, molecular function: protein binding. The coding region runs from base 110 to 1003 and encodes 297 amino acids.